Molecule: messenger RNA, 897 nt
Organism: Rotaria sp. Silwood1
Lineage: Eukaryota; Metazoa; Rotifera; Eurotatoria; Philodinida; Philodinidae
Source: the annotation of a GenBank genome assembly
AUGACACCAACAGUUACAGUAACAACAACAACAACAAAAGAGAUGGUUUUGUCAACGACAGAAACAAUAUCAAAUUGUUUGGAAUCAAAUCUAAUCACAUUUGAAAAUGCAUCAACCUAUUCCAAGAUCUCAAAUGGUUAUCAUGGUUUAAAAUGGACGAAUGCUUAUGUACUUGAUACACAACUAUAUCCACAAUGGUCCGACAGUGGCUUUUAUUCGGCUGUAAAAUCGGGUACUUGGGUUGCAUUCAACAUGAAUGGCGAACGAAUGACAAUCGCUAUAGAUAUGCCAAAUAAAUUUAGUAUAAAAUCAUUUGUUGCCUCAUCUGCAUGGAAUGAUAGUGUAACAUUAUCGAUGGUUUCACAACGUGCAUCAACGUAUUAUAAAGAAGCAUCAUUUAAAAUUGAAAAAAAUCGUUCAACUAUGAUUGAAUUAAAUUGGUUCGAUAUUAAUACAAUUACAUUCUAUGCAUCAACUAAUAAUGGUCAACAUAUAGAAGUUUUUGUCAUUGAUGAUUUAUGUUUGGAUUCAACCGCGCUUUCAACAUCAACAUCAGCUGAAAUUAAAAAUAAAUGUUCAUUGAACGAAAUAUUAUAUCAAGCUCAUUGUUACUACUUGGAUGGUGUAGGAGGAGAAUGUCCAUACGGUUAUAGUCUUGGAUCAGAAACAGUCUUAUCUCUUAUAGCUGAUUCAUUUAUUGGUUUAAAUUAUAAAACAGCAAUUUCGGAUAACUGUUGCGUUGUAACAUCUGAAAAAUACUCAAAUUAUGGAAUUAAUUCAGUGGAUCAAUGCAAUAAACAAGGACCAUUCACAGUUGUGCCCAGCCACAAUGGUGGUGGAUGUAGAAAUAAUACAACUAAGUAUCGAAGACAAUUAACAUUUUGUAUGAGCAAUUAA